AUGAAGACAGGCGAUACGCUGAAAGCAACCGAAAAGGACUGGGCUUGGAUUCAGGAGAACCUGAUGCCUGGUGUAACGGAAUUGGAGGAUAUGGCGGACAAGGAAGCGUUCGCUAUAUCAAAGUUCCAGUCACUUGUUACAAGUGGAGACAAAGACACAGAUGAAAAGUCCGCGGACGCGAAAUUCCGGGCAGCUGCACGCUCAUGGCGGCAGAUCUUUCACAUCUCGGAGGAAGAGCGAUUGGUCAAUUUGGUCAUAGAGUUGAAGGAUAUCGAAGAGCUUGCCAAGGACAAGUCGAAACGGGGGGUUGUCAAUGACGCGAUUCGGAUUAAGCUUAGGAACAAGGCGGAGCACGUCUUCUCAAAUCUGUUCCACCGAGACGAGACCUUCGACCUUCUAGAGCACCUAACAAAUAUUGCCAUGCAAAAGCUCCUUAAAAACACCUCCACCGACCCCGCCCCCGGCCUCUCCUUCGCCCCGGGCACCUCCACCGGCCCUCAAACCGCUCCCACAACCAUAAAAGGCCUUGGCCCCAUCGGCCGCCCCUUGAAACAAAACUUCGAAGAAGCCAAACGCAACACCCGCUUUCAAACCCUGUUCUCCCUGCCCUCCACCGAGACGCUCAUGGAGGAAGUGUCGGCAAUCACUCAGAUCUCCGGAACCAAAUCCUCUUUCAGCGGUCGCAUGUACCUCUCCGAUACAUACCUCUGCUUCAUCUCCGCGGCGAGGUAUCAAUGUUACCUCGUCCUCCCCUUCUACGCCAUCAUGCGCGUCGAGAAGAUCAACUCCCAAGUCUCGACUAUCGCGAUCACCGUCCGCCACCAAUUGAAACUGAUCUUCCAAAUGACAUCCGACCGCGCGUCGGCGGAUAAACUCUGCCUAACCCUCAAAGACCGGUUACAGCAGCACGUCACGCUGAUGAAACAGCUGAAACCGUUCCUGGCGUCGUGUGCGAGCGAGGAGCUGUUGAAUGGGAAGGAGAUUGCGGUCGGUGGGUUGGGGUUGAAGUAUGGGUAUGUGGACGGGAAGAAGGCGAGUGAGAAGAAUAAGUUGAGGUAUUGGGUGGCGUAUUUUAGAGAGUUCGGAAGGAAUUUGACACUGGUGCGGUUACCGACUUUCAUCAAGUUGGUCAGGAUAGGACUGCCCAACACCUUGAGAGGCGAGAUAUGGGAAGUAUGUUCAGGCGCCAUGUACAAAAGAUACAUGCACCCAGGCUACUACGAACAACUCCACAAGGACCACGAAGGCGAAAUGUCACUGUCGAUGGAGGAGAUUGAGAAGGAUCUCAACCGGAGUCUCCCCGAAUACAGCGGCUACCAAAACGAGGAAGGCAUCAACGCCCUGCGGCGUGUGCUCUACGCGUUUUCGUGGCACGAACCCGAAAUCGGCUACUGCCAAGCGAUGAACAUCGUCGUGAGCGUGUUGUUGAUCUAUUUGACGGAGGAGCAGGCGUUUUGGGUCUUGACUAUCUUGUGUGAACGAUUGUUGCCGGGGUAUUACAGCACAAACAUGGUCGGCGCCGUCGUCGACAACAACGUCUUUGAAAGCCUCGUAACGAAAUACAUGCCCCUCAUGUCGGAACACUUCAAAAAGUACGAGAUCCAGCUCUCGGUGGCCUGCCUCCCCUGGUUCCUGAGCCUGUACAUCAACUCGAUCUCGUUGCCGUAUGCAUUGAGGAUUAUUGAUUGUUUUUUUAUGGAGGGGCCUAAGGUACGGCUGGGUGUCUUGGCCAUUCUGAAGAUCAAUGGGGAUGCGAUCAUGAAGGUUAAGGAUGAUGGGGAGUUGAUGAACGUGUUGAAGGCGUACUUUGCGACGCUCGGGGACGUUGUGCAGGCUGAUGAGCAGAAGGCGCGGAGGACAAUAACGCGGUUCAAUCAGCUUAUCUUGACAGCCUACCGCGAAUUCCAAAGCGUCAACCACGACCUCAUCACCGACCUUCGCAAAAGUCUGCAGCUGAAAGUCGUGCACAGCCUGGACCUCUACGCCAAACGCAGCAUCAUCCGCAACCUCAACCACACCUCCCGCUUCAACAAAGAAGAGCUUCUCUUCCUCUGCGACGAGUACUACAGCGUGCAGUACUACGGCUCCAAAAACGAUAACAACAACAGUAACCAGCCGAAGAAAGCCACUGACAGGUUGGAUUUCGACCAGUGGGUCAUGUACCUCGGCCGCCUCUCCGAAUGGGCCAACACCAAAAAAGACGCGGACGAGCAAGCCAGCAGAUUGGGCGCCAUGGAGACACUCAAACCCAUCGUCGGCUCCUCCUUCCUCACCAAGCUGUACCGCAAGUCCUUCGACACGGACAACGACGGUGCAAUCAACUUCCAGGACCUCGUCACCGGCCUUGGGCAAUUGAUCUACAGCGACAUGAUGACCCGCCUGAAUCUCUUUUUCGAGAUGCAUGACGGAGAUAGGGACGGGACGCUGGUGAAGGAUGAGGUUAUACAGUUUUCGGAGAGUCUUUUGUUUUUGUUGAGGAGGGAGGAGGGUGAUCGGCAUUUGGGCGCUGUGAGCGGGUUCAUGAAUCGUGCGUUUGGGAUCAGUGCUAACGCGAAUGCCGCGGCGGGGUCGCCGGCGUCCAACUCGGAGGGCGGGGACGCGGCGGUCACAUCACCACCUGCAGAAGCAGCUCACCCACCACCACCAACAACAACACCCGCCCUUGACAUCCCCAUGCGCCUGACCCUCUCGACCUUCCGCGAACUGAUCCUCGCCGACGACUAUCUCGUCGACUACUUUGAAACUGGGUUCACGCGGUCGUUCGUGCUGAAAGAAAAAGAGGCCGUGCAGGUCACUGCCGCGGUCGUCGGGCGUGAGUUUGUCGAUUCGCUGUGGAGUGGUGGGUUCAAGUGGAUCGGGGCGAAACGUGGGAAGGGUGGGGAGAAAGCGGAGGGUGAGAAGGGAUCGGGUGGUGACAAGGAAGAGGAGAGUGGGGCGGAGGAGGAGGAAGAAGAAGAAGAAGAAGAAGAUGAGGAGCUUUUGGAUCAAGGUAUGGGCGGGAUGUGA
Molecule: messenger RNA, 3006 nt
Organism: Fimicolochytrium jonesii
Lineage: Eukaryota; Fungi; Chytridiomycota; Chytridiomycetes; Spizellomycetales; Powellomycetaceae
Product: rab-GTPase-TBC domain-containing protein
Exons: 16
Coding region: 1-3006 (1001 amino acids)
Molecular function (GO): calcium ion binding
Source: RefSeq, a predicted model, not a curated record